Nematolebias whitei (Rio pearlfish) is the source of this 5576-nucleotide messenger RNA. It is a transcript of the gene smg6, whose product is annotated as SMG6 nonsense mediated mRNA decay factor. Gene Ontology annotation, biological process: nuclear-transcribed mRNA catabolic process, nonsense-mediated decay. Gene Ontology annotation, molecular function: telomeric repeat DNA binding; telomerase RNA binding; protein binding. The record is from RefSeq and is a predicted model, not a curated record. The coding region runs from base 20 to 4939 and encodes 1639 amino acids. The transcript is spliced from 19 exons. NCBI's taxonomy places the organism in Eukaryota, Metazoa, Chordata, Actinopteri, Cyprinodontiformes, Rivulidae. Gene Ontology annotation, cellular component: telomerase holoenzyme complex.
AUGUUAGUGGGAGUCUAAGAUGGCGAACGAACUGGCUAGAGUGCGAAUCUCAGCUGCGGAACUACGAGCUGAAGCUUCGUAUUCAGCCAACAUUACCAACUGUGUGAAAGAGGAGCAACAGGAACCUGAUGCUCACAAGCAACAUAAAAACCGUGAAGUAAAACGUCCUGAUCUGCAACGUUACCAACCGGCAUCUGGACACGGACGGCGUCGUCGGGACAGCGAGGAAGGAGAGAGUGGUCCAAAUGAUCCACUACAAGCUAAAGUACAACAGUCUGAUGGAUCGUCUCAGAGUGAGAAAAUGAAAGUUUCUAAAAAUGCUUUAGAAAGACAGGAAUGCACAGACAGUGGGUCAGUUAUGAAAAAAAAGGAAGAAGACCGAAAGAGAGGUGAUGGCGGUAAUGUCCGUACUAAAACAAAUGCACAUGAAAAGAAAGUGCUUGGUGAAAAUGACCGAGAACAUCAAGAAACUGCUGGAGCUCUUAAACCUACAAAGAAAUCCCGCAAACCUGACCGAGAGUUUUACCAGCCUGGGAGCCGGAGGAAUAACCUGGGAAAGGACUUUGGUGUUGUGGAUAAACCACCUUCUAGAAAUCAAGAGCAAAACGCUGAGCCAGAAUCACACUUGAGUACAGAGACAAGGGAGGGGAAGGGGAAUGAAAACAAAUCUGUAUCCAAGCAAGGCGGAAAAGAUAAAACAAGAGCUGUUCAGGAGACCGUAACAUUGUGUAAUCGCAAUGAAGACACUAGAGAACAAGGACGUCAAAAUGUGAGAACACCUCUACUUCCUGUUGAUGCUUCAGUAGACAAAGUUACAAGCAAAGUUGAAAAACUCAAUAUAAAAGAGAAAGGUAAAACGGAGCAUGCAAAUAAAGAUAGAGGGGAGAAAAGCCAUAAAGAAAGGCGAGGUCAAGCUGAAGAAACCAAAGAUGAAGAAAGAACAGAUAAGAAAGACAAGGGAAACUGCAGAAGAAAAGAAGUGGAAAGACAAAAAGAGAAGAAUCUUGAAUCCAAAAGAGGAGAUGAAGCAGGUCGUGAUGAAAAAAACAACCAGAGAAAACCGGAGAAGGAGAAAGACCAGAGAGCUCCAGAUGCAGAUGGAAGAAAAAAUGAGAAGCCUAAAGAAACUCACCAAAACAAAAGAAAAGAUAAAUGCAGAGAAAACAGAAAAAUAAAUGACAGCAGUUGCAGGGAUGGGGAGAAAGCUGCCAAAGUGGACAGCAACUUAGACAAGGCUGCAGGACAAGGUGAUCAGUACAGAUCUAAUGUGAACAACAGCACACCUUCCUCAAAACGCUAUUCAAAAUCAGAUGUCCGACACUUGCGGAACAGAACGUACAGCAGUAGCUCAGCUAGUAGUGUGACCAGCCAGGAUGAUCCCAGGCGGCAAAUGGACACGGAAAGUGCCAAAUGGCCAUGUCGUGACACAGGCCAAAAAAAGAAAGAUGGGAUUGACAACAACGAGGAGAAAAGGAGACACUUGAAAAGCUGGACAAGCAACAAGGAUUCAUCCUCAGAAUCACUGGACAGGACUGGGAUGUGUGACAGAGACGAAGACAAGAGGCGACGGCGGAGGAGACGAGUCGGGGAGGAAGAAACAAGUAUAGGAAGGCAAAAAGAGGAAGGGAGGACACCGAAGUCUAACAAAGGUGGAGGUCGGGGAAUCCUAAGGGUUUCUUUAGAAAAAAAGUCUGGUACCUCAUCACACAGUGGGGAUGCACAGAAUUGCAAGCAAGCACUAGCUCCUCGUGGCAGAGGUGGGAUCUUGGUGCUUCCAACUCGUACAGACAUCUCCAGUUCACCUGAGGUGGGACAAAGGCUUCUUUCUGGUGGAUUCAGGGGAGGAACAGCUGGCAGAAGUAGAGGAGGCCGAGGCGGCGGAGUAAGACGACUCUGGGAUCCCAAUAACCCAGAUCAGAAACCUGCUCUUUCUAGCACUCAAGCCUCGCAGUAUUCAUCUCUCAAACAGCCUGUGUGUCUGCAGACAGGGGCUGGAUAUGGACAACUUCACUUUCUGGACACAGAUGAUGAGGUAGCAGGCAGUCCUCCUGUGACACAAGGAGAACAGCAGGCAGCUGCUAUGGCUUACUACAAAUUCCAAAACUCUGACAACCCCUACUGCUAUCCUGUGUCCAACACUAGCCCACAUAAUACCACCAGCCCACGCUACCCAUAUCCUUAUAAUAUAGGAACGUACCAAAUGGCUCACCCUAAUGGCAUAUACCCAGGCCCCGGUCCAUUCUGUGGGGGUUACAGGGGAGCAGGUUAUUCUCAGCCAGGCGCGGGAGGUGGGCUGACAUUUGAAGAAGCGGAGCAACAAACCAGAGGGGAACUGGGGAGGCUGCUGAAGGCUGCUGAUGCACAUGAGCUUCAGCUCAGCAAUCUUCUCUCCAGGGACAGACUGAGUGCUGAUGGACUGGAUCGCAUGCCCCAACUCAGAUUGGACCUUUUGGGACUGUACGAGCGGAUCAUCUUGAUAGACAUCGAGUUUUCUGACUCCCAAAACGUGGAUCAGGCUUUGUGGAAGAAUGUGUUUUACCAGGUCAUAGAGCGCUUCCGGCAGCUGCUCAAAGACCCUGCGUAUGAUAACAUCCCUGAUAUCAGGAACAUGCUGCUCACACUCCUGGAUGAGGGAGCACUGUUCUUUGACACACUGCUUCAGAAGCUGCAGACUGUGUACCAGUUCACAUUAAAGGACUACAUGGAUGGUAUAGCUAUCAGGGCUCGUCCGUUACGCAAAACGGUAAAAUAUGCACUUAUUAGUGCGCAGCGCUGUAUGAUUUGUCAGGGAGAUAUUGCACGGUAUCGGGAACAAGCCACUAAUUCUGCCAACUAUGGCAAGGCCCGCAGCUGGUACCUGAAAGCCCAGCAGAUUGCUCCCAAAAAUGGACGACCGUAUAACCAGCUGGCUCUGUUAGCAGUUUAUACAAAGCGGAAGUUAGAUGCUGUAUAUUAUUAUAUGCGCAGUUUGGCAGCCUCCAACCCCAUUCUGACUGCGAAGGAGAGCCUGAUGAGUUUGUUUGAAGAAGCCAAGCGUAAGGCAGAACAGCUUGAGCGAAAAAAGAGGCAGGAGUAUGAAGGUGGGUCUCAAGGUCCAUUGGUAAGAAGGAGAGGGAGAGGGAAUGACGGAGCCCGUGUAGAGGUUUGGAUCCGGCCCAGUGGACAAACUACAUCAUCUUCUUCACAGAGAGGAGGCAGUGAGUCCAGCAGAGACUCUGAACAGGACGGAGAGCUGGGCAGUCUCAGUGCUACUGACCUGAAUAAGAGAUUCAUUCUUAGUUUCUUACAUGCACAUGGGAAGCUCUUCACUAAAGUGGGAAUGGAAUCGUUCCCUGCAGUGGCGAGUCGUGUUUUGCAGGAGUUCAGAACACUUCUUCAGCACGGCCCCUCGCUGCUGGGCUGUACAAACAUGCUGCAGAUUAUCACCAUCAACAUGUUUGCCAUACAUAAUGCACAUGGCAGAGGUGAAGAAGAUGAUGUCCGUUCCGUUUUACUUGAACAAAGCACCUCUCUGGGCCUUGGCAUGUUCGGCCUGCUGCUGCAACGAUGCACGGAGCUUCUCAAAGAAACUCCUGCAGAGCAAGUCCCCAUGGCAGACGGGGAUGAGGAUGGUAAAACAGAAGAGCUGGAGGGGAUGGUCAGAGUUUCUGCCUUCCCACUGCCCCUGAAGGAAAUGUUGCCAAGCAUCAAAGUCUGGUCUGACUGGAUGUUGGGACAUCCAGACGAGUGGAACCCACCUCCAUGCAAUUUAGAGUGCAGUCCUAAUGUUUGGCAGGCCCUGGCUGACUUGUGUAAUGUCCUGGCACAUGUGGACCACGAGGAAGUGCCUCUGUACAAAGUUGAUAGUGAUGAAGCUGAGGGAGAUGAAGAGCUGACAUUGCUUCAGCUGAAGGAAGACAAGCUGCUUGCUGGCUUUGUACCACUGUUGGCUGCACCACAGGAGCCGUGUUACACAGAUAAACACACUGACAUGGCGAUAGCAGCAGAUUGUAAGAGAGUGACAGUACUGAAAUACUUUCUGGAGGCUUUGUGUGGACAGGAAGAGCCUCUGCUAGCCUUCAAGGGUGGAAAAUACAUCUCUGUUGCAACUUGCCCUCCAUCACAACAAUCGGACACAAGGAGCAGGGAGGAUUCUCUAACAGAGAAGGAGGCUGAUGAUGUCAUAAUCGAGGCAGUGUCGUCUCUCUCUGCAUCAGAAGGAGAGGAGGACUUUGAGGAGGUGGGAGAUAGUGAGAAUGACAUAAGAGAGCUGAAGGCACGACGCCACGCGCUUGCUAAUGAACUCGCUCAGCAGCAGAAGCGCAGGGACAAAAUACAGGCCGUGCUGCAAACUGGUGGGCAGCUGGAACUGGAAGUAAAGCCUCUCUUCCUGGUCCCUGAUACCAAUGGCUUCAUUGAUCACUUGGAAGGCCUGAAGAAACUCCUUCAAUGUGGAACCUACAUAAUAGUUGUACCACUCAUUGUGAUCACAGAGUUGGAUGGCUUGGCUAAAGGUCAGGACAUUUUUGGAGUAGGAGUGGGGUCAGCCGGACGCAGCAUCGGCAGCCGUAGCACCUUUAAUGUUAGUGUGGGCCACAUGCGAGCUGUGCAGGAAAAGGCUCGGCUAGCAGUGGCUUUCUUAGAGAAAGGAUUUGAAGCCAAGGAACAGUGCCUAAGAGCCCUGACGAGCCGAGGAAACCAGCUCGAGUCUAUUGCCUUCCGCAGUGAAGACACCUCUGGACAACCGGGUAACAAUGAUGAUGUGAUCUUGUCCUGCUGUCUUCACUACUGUAAAGACAAUGCAAAGGAUUUCAUGCCACCUCAGAAAAACGGGACAGUGAAGCUCCAGAGAGAGGUGGUGCUCCUCACAGAUGACCGCAACCUGCGAGUCAAAGCUUUGACCCGCAACGUGCCUGUGAGAGACAUCCCAUCUUUCCUCAGCUGGGCUAAAGUGGGCUGAACCAGACUCACCUGGAAUAAAAAGGAUCCCAACUGCUGAAGCCUGCUUGUCACUCAGGAGAGAGGACGUACUUAAAGCAGAGGAAGAAGAAGAGGAAGAGAAGCUGGGUAGAGGAAAUGAUAAUAAAGAACCACUUCUUAAAUAGUACAAGCAAAUGAAGUGCAGGGUGGUGUUAAUGAGCUGCUUCUUGUAAGGAAGUGUGUGCGUGUGUGUACGUGUUAAGAUCACCGAGCUUCCCCUUAAAUGGUUUGGAAGACUUAAGUCUCCAAAAGGUUGGAAGAGAAAGGAGGAAAAAUGGAGUGGUUAAAUGUGUGCAACAACCUGCGCCUGGUUUAGUGUGCACUCUGCAAAGCAGGAUUAAAAUCUGAAGCAGAUGAUGGCGUGAAAGCAGAGGGAGAAUGUCUCUAGUCAUUUAUUUGAUUAAAGGCGGUGGUGUUGCAGGGUGUGGAUGGUGCUUCUGUUAAAAGGCCCAGGCUUGGAGCGUUUGGCCUCUAGAUCAGACGGAGAAGGUGCAGAGAUGCAGCUGGAAACUGUCAGGAGAGUUAAAAAGUGCUGAUUGUCUCGAGGAUGAAGAGCCCUCACAUGGACAUGUCACUCUGAGGGAAUCUUACGAAGGCGUGGCAUCUCCUGCUCACCC